UCUGACAGUUUGUGGAGAGAAAAUGAUAGAAAAAAUUCCCCAUGGGAAGAAAGUGCAGUGAAAAAGCAUGAAUUUUAUCCAAUACCUCACACCAAUUCUGGCACUGACCCUUCUGAUUGAAGAUGCCUUCGCUGGGGAAUAUCGUCAGUUCAACUUCACGUCAAACUGUCGCGGAGGCGGAAGCGAUGUGAUUCAUCAGAAGAUCCUGUUCCUGGAGCAGGGCAAGGCGGCUCUGGUGAAUGAGUCGUGGAACACCAAGUUCCUGCCGCUCCUGGACAUACAGUGCAUGGUGAUGAUCAACACGACGACGAGGUAUUCGGGCCUGUUCGCCGUGAUUCAGAGGCUCAACUUCCGCACCAAGUCGAGUGGGAAGAGCGAGUGCAGGGACUACAUUCAGGUGCGCUACGGCGGCAGCGACAAGACGAGCAAGAUCUGCGAGGAGAUCGGCACGGAGGAGACGCCCGCGAUCUCGUUCAACAGCCCCACGGGCGAGAUGAGUGUUCAGCUGCACAUCGGCGGCAGGAGGCCAGAUGACCUGGAGGAAUUCAUUGAAAUCUCAAUGGUUCUCACCAAUUACCGAGAUUGCGAUGACUCGUUCGCCUUCUCGUGCUUCCGCAACAACAAGGGAUGCAUCCCGAUGGAGUACUACAGGGACUCCGUGGUAAACUGCAACGCCCCGUUGUGCGCCGACGAGGUGUCCUGCCUGGUGGGACAGCAGAGUGUUAUGCGGAAGACGCUGAACUCGUCCAACAUCGCCCUGAGUGCCAUCACCAGUUUCAUCUUCACGGCAGUGGCCGUGGGCGGCUGUCUGUGGUGCUGCUGGAAGUACAGAUUCUGCCUGGAGGAGUGCUUCGCGGGUCCGCCGGCCAGCACGGCCGCCACGGCGGAUCAGCAGACCAACACUGUCGCAUCACAGGAGGCGCCCAUCGAGCUGCACUUGCCGCAAGUGGCCAGUUCGACGCAGCCACAGUCCAGGGCGGAAGACAAGGAUUUGCCGCCCAGCUACGAUACGCUCUUCCCGGACAAAUAGUGCCACACACAUAUACAUCAGCAACUGUUGAAUCUCACGAGACCAAUCCAUCCAUUUAGGAAUCUCCUGGCCUCUUGGCCGGUCGUCAGUCAAGCGGAAGACGCGGUGUACUUAUGCAAAUUGUAAAUUUUUAACGAUUUUUCACUAAGAGAUAAGAAUAUUUUUCUAUAUGUAUUAAUAA
Molecule: messenger RNA, 1211 nt
Organism: Phlebotomus argentipes
Lineage: Eukaryota; Metazoa; Arthropoda; Insecta; Diptera; Psychodidae
Exons: 3
Coding region: 68-1030 (320 amino acids)
Source: RefSeq, a predicted model, not a curated record